Guillardia theta CCMP2712 is the source of this 1356-nucleotide messenger RNA. RefSeq lists its product as hypothetical. The annotation marks the transcript as partial. NCBI's taxonomy places the organism in Eukaryota, Cryptophyceae, Pyrenomonadales, Geminigeraceae. The record is from RefSeq and is a predicted model, not a curated record. The transcript has 13 exons.
AGAUGGGAAACGGCUUCUCUCUGAUUGCUCUGCCCCAAUGGUACAGAGAAUGGGGAUCGAUGUACGGAAAGAACGGCUUCCUGCAGGCGUCAAGAUCGGCACAAUGGGACACCACUGAUCUCAAAGAUCUGUCAGGCAGAGUCCACAUCAUCACGGGAGGGAACGCUGGUAUCGGCUUCGAAGUAGCCAAGGAGCUGGCUAGGAGGAACGCAAUCGUGCACAUGCUCUGCAGGAACAAGGAGAGGGGCGAGGCGGCAAGAGAGCAGAUCGCCAAGGAGACGGGCAACAGCCAGGUUUUCCUGCACACCGUCGAUGUGUCAAGCGCCCAGUCCUGUCGCAGCUUUGCGGAGAAAUUUCUGGAGUCCAACGAGAAGCUUCACGUCCUCGUCAACAACGCUGGGAUCCUGCCGACCGAGAGAGAGACGACGGUCGAUGGGCUCGAGAGCUGCAUGGCGACGGCGCUGGGCGGGAGCUUCCUCCUUACCGGCCUCCUCUUGCCAGCUCUCAAGAACGCGAAGCCGUCGGUGGUCGUCAACGUGACUUCAGCUGGGAUGUACCUGGCGAAGACCGACGUGGAUGAUCUCGAGAUGAAGAAGAGGAAGUUCGACGGGUUCCUGCAGUACUGCAGAGCCAAGAGGGCGCAGGUUGAGCUCAGCGAGAUCUGGUCAGAGAAGCUGGGAGGCAGCGGGAUUUCCUUCCACUCCAUGCAUCCGGGAUAUGCUGUCACUCCGGGUGUAGAGAAACUCCCAGGGCUCGGAGACAGAAAGCCUGGAGGUUUCAUAGAGCAGCAUGGUCCCUCGCUCCGAUCCGCUGCUCAGGGAGCGGACACGAUUGUAUGGAUGGCCAGCGCUCCCGUCGUCUCCUCCUCCACCGGCAAGCUCUGGUUUGACAGGAGGGCCGUGCACACCAGUUUCCCCCUGUCCUUCACAACUCUGAACCAGUCAGAACGUGAAAUAUUAUGGAGGAGGUGCGGGGAGCUCAUGGGAUGGAAGUUGGAGUAGAAACUGAGCUCUUGCGUCGACUUACGAGGCCUCGACCUUCCCCGGGGAUCAAAGAUGUCCGGGAGGCAGCAAGCAUCUCAUGUUUCUUGUAUUUACAUUCAGUGGGUAGCAGCGGUCUCAUAAGUUUGCAAAGCUUGCCAAGGGUUCGGAAGUUGACCUCUCUGUUGAGCCGAGGCGCUGCCUGUGUAACAACAGCACCAGCGUGAGCAACCAAAAAGCAGUAACGACGCUGAUGCUGUUGAGGAAGAUGAUGAUGACGAGGAGGAGAAGGAGAAACAGGAUGACAAGGAGCAGUCCAUGGGUGAGUGAGUGCAGAGGAGGAUGCGACAGGAAGCAUAAAAGUAAAUGAGGAGGC